AUGCUACCCUCGCAGAAAUUCUAUCGAGCGGUUCGACACCUACGCAACUUAACAGAUCAACCAUCCGAAGAGCAUUCUUAUCGAAAGGACAUCCCAACCCAGUCAACAAAACACCUGUUGAAAGCCGAGGAUGAGAUGCAGCUUGCCGAUGAUAUUGCCUUCUUAGCCCAGCGGGAAGAAGGCGUCGAAAAUGUGACAGCUGUGACUCUUCAAGAGAAGGCACAUGGGCUAGUCAUCUGCCUCGCUAGCAACCACACGCCAUCGGAUAAAACAGUCGGUGAACUGAAUGAGAUAAUGGCUUUGGUGAGCGAGUACGCCUCUGAAGGAAAACGACGGGCUGAAUCUCGCGCCAAAAUCUUCGAUAUGGUUGUUGAUAUCCGUGAUGAUCGAAUUCUUGCUAGAAUUCGUCCACCUUGGUUGCCCCAGCCUAGCCGUUAUGUUAAGCGGAGGCCGUUCCUAAUAUCACAAGUUCAGGCAUUUGUUAGUGAGAUAUCCGCGAUCAGUAACCAGUUACCAGAUUUUGAAAUCUUGACGCAGAAGGCACAUCAGUUGAUAGCCUGCCUUUCGCCUUUCAAAGAACCUAUUCCCCAGAAUAUGAGAAAGGAGUACCAGAAAAAUGUCAUAUUAAGCUGUGCUGAAUUGGCUGGCGUUGGCGGGACGGGGUUACUGGAGGAACACCUUCAACGGUUGCAAGUUUCUCCCCAAAUCCGCGACCGAGGUGGAAUACGUCAAAUUGACAAGCUUGCACGAUACUUCUUUGUUUGUCGAGAUCUUAUCAGAGUUGGCAGGCGUCUAGGGUAUAGACCUCUAUUUUGCAACAUCACCAUUGAAACGUUGAAAGCUUUCCAAGGAAGGAAACCACAAGGCUCUUCCUCUAUAUGCUUUGUCCACGCAGAGAUGCAGCAGAUUAUCCAUUACACAAAACACCCUCAUAAUCCUAGUCCGCGGUUUAUUGGAUGCAGCAAGUCUGCAUGUUAUCUCUGCGAUAUGUUCAUACAAAAGCAUAGCGAGUACCGAAUCUCCCAUGCUCACAGACGGCUUUAUGAGAAAUGGACAUUACCUGAUCUGGAGUAUUCUUCCAAAGAGGCUCAGAGACUGCAAGCUGUAUUAAAGUCCAUGGCCGAGGAAAUGGCAAACAUGGCCAAAAUGUUCCAGUCAGGUCUUCGUGCCCCAAAACAGUAUGGAGCGGAGAGCCUGGCAUUUUUACCUUUAACUAGUGGAUCGACGGCGAGCAAUACAACUAUCACUCAACUGAUGUCUCAAGAUUCCCCCAUAUCGAGCGUCAAGUCGGACGAUGAUACCAAAAUUGCGAGCAACGAUUUCUCGAGGAAUUCGUGCGCAGGCCUGUCUAUUGAAAGUAGCACUACCUCUUAUCUCCGCCUAAACCAAGAUGAUCUGCCAUAUUCUCUUAACAUCAAAGACAUUAAAAACGAGUUUGUGGUUCAGAUCGGUGCAAUAUUUCUUGAUAUCGACUUUGCUUCCCCUGGCCGGCUCUCAAUCCGCCAUGCGGAUGGGCCACUGCCUAAAGAUGUUAUAGACAUUUCCCGCUUAUCUACAAUUAGUGAGACUAAGGUGGCCCACAAUACAUCUGUAUCAACUAUGCAACUAUGCUUGCGUCAUCCCAGUGGUUUUACAAUAAUCGUUGACUUUGUCCGGGAUGGGGCUUGA
Messenger RNA from Penicillium griseofulvum, 1668 nucleotides. Its product is annotated as nucleic acid/nucleotide deaminase domain-containing protein. Bases 1 to 1668 code for a protein of 555 amino acids. Lineage: Eukaryota; Fungi; Ascomycota; Eurotiomycetes; Eurotiales; Aspergillaceae. The transcript has 2 exons. The record is from RefSeq and is a predicted model, not a curated record.